UGUACCCAGAGACUCUCCGUGCUUCUUCUUCUACUACUUUUUCUUUUCUCAGCUUUUUCCUGUUUAUUUUCUUUUCUUGUUUUGAGUUGCCUGUUUGGGUAGAGAGAAAGUUUUUGAGUACCGAAGAAGCUGAGAAAGUUACAAUGGCGGUUUCAAACAACUGGGCUUUCGCUUCUUUAGCUCUUCUGUUUUUGCUUCUUGUUGCCGCAAUGGCUACUGUACGGACCGGCAACGUUUCCAGCAAUGUGGAAACAGAGAAGGUGCAGAGCUCAAAGAACUCCACAAUGGCAGCUAGGUCAGAGGAGGUCGAGCCACUUAACGAGCAUGCCGUUCCUGACCCAGAGGCUGUAGCAGCCGAGGUGGAAUCCAUCAUUGACAUGAACAUUCGCAAUGUGACUGAAAGAAGGAAGUUGGGGUUCUUCACAUGCGGAACAGGAAACCCCAUUGAUGAUUGCUGGCGUUGUGACCCAAACUGGCAGAAGAACCGGAAGAGACUUGCUGAUUGUGGCAUUGGUUUUGGAAGGAAUGCAAUUGGUGGGCGUGAUGGACGUUUCUAUGUUGUCACUGACCCUAAUGAUGAUGACCCUGUUAACCCCAAACCUGGUACCUUGCGUCAUGCUGUGAUCCAGGACGAGCCUCUUUGGAUUGUGUUCAAGAGGGACAUGGUUAUUCGGUUGAAGCAGGAGCUGAUUAUGAACAGUUUUAAGACCAUUGAUGGUCGUGGGGUGAAUGUCCAUAUUGCUAAUGGGGCAUGUAUCACCAUCCAGUAUGUUACCAAUGUGAUCAUUCAUGGUCUUCAUAUUCAUGACUGUAAGCCUACUGGCAAUGCUAUGGUGAGAAGCUCACCGUCUCACUUUGGGUGGAGGACAAUGGCUGAUGGCGAUGCAAUCUCCAUCUUCGGUUCAAGCCACAUUUGGGUUGAUCACAAUUCUCUCUCUAAUUGUGCUGAUGGUCUUGUUGAUGCUGUCAUGGGCUCAACUGCCAUUACCAUCUCCAACAACCACAUGACCCACCACAAUGAGGUGAUGUUGCUAGGGCACAGUGACUCCUACACAAGGGACAAGCAAAUGCAAGUGACCAUUGCCUACAACCAUUUCGGAGAGGGACUUAUCCAGAGAAUGCCAAGGUGUAGGCAUGGAUAUUUCCAUGUGGUGAACAAUGACUACACUCACUGGGAAAUGUAUGCUAUUGGUGGAAGUGCAAACCCCACCAUCAACAGCCAGGGUAACAGAUAUGCAGCUCCAACCAACCCAUUUGCAAAGGAGGUUACCAAGAGAGUGGAUACAGCUGAAGGGCAGUGGAAGAGCUGGAAUUGGAGGUCAGAAGGAGACUUGUUACUGAACGGUGCCUACUUCACACCAUCUGGAGCUGGAGCCUCAGCCAGCUAUGCCAGGGCCUCAAGCUUGGGAGCCAAGUCCUCUUCCAUGGUUGGAGCCAUGACUUCCAAUGCUGGUGCUCUUCCUUGCCGCAGAGGCAAGCAAUGCUAGUAUUAUCCAUCUUUCCCCCAAUCAAUUAAAUUGGCUGAAAAUCAGCCUUUUUACAAUCUGUUUGAUUUUCCCCCUUUUUCCAUGAUUCUUAAAAAAAAAAAUUUAAAGCACUACCUACCCCAAUCAAAUAUCCAUUUAUACUAUAUAUCCCCUGUUUGUUUUCCACCCCAUCUACCUCAACCUGCUUCAUCACAUAUUUUGACGAAGUGUACAAAUUUACACAUUGUCAUUAUAUUUGUCUUGUCCUGCCAACUCACUCAUCCUGUUUGUCAAUUUGUUUUAUUUUCUCAACCUCGGCCUGCUUCAGCUUGAACUCAAGUAACCCAAACCAAAAGGAAGUAUAUGUGUGCUAGGAGCAGGUGCGGAAGCGUUGUCCCCUUUUCCCCCCCCUUAUGAAGUAUUUUACUGGGUCAUUGUUCAGUUUCCCUCUCUAAAACCAUCAUUUGGUUUCGACAUGCUCUUUGGUCCUUUGGGUCUUUAUAGGUUCGAAUGAUUUUGUGAUUUUUUUUCCUUUUAAAAAAAUUGUGUCUAGAUUACAAGCAAAAGUGUCUGAAUGUCAAACUUCCAAGUUAUUGAAAGACUUUGUUACAGAUGAUGAAAUAUGAUGAUGCAUUAUAGUCAAAUAGCAUUGAUGUUUCUUUUA
Gossypium raimondii (Peruvian cotton) is the source of this 2130-nucleotide messenger RNA. RefSeq names its product probable pectate lyase 1. Lineage: Eukaryota; Viridiplantae; Streptophyta; Magnoliopsida; Malvales; Malvaceae. The record is from RefSeq and is a predicted model, not a curated record. Gene Ontology annotation, molecular function: pectate lyase activity. Bases 144 to 1487 code for a protein of 447 amino acids. The transcript is spliced from 7 exons.